Molecule: messenger RNA, 1617 nt
Organism: Pimephales promelas (fathead minnow)
Lineage: Eukaryota; Metazoa; Chordata; Actinopteri; Cypriniformes; Leuciscidae
Gene: ube2al
Product: ubiquitin conjugating enzyme E2 A, like
Source: RefSeq, a predicted model, not a curated record
UAAUCGUGUAUCGUGAAAAGACGUCUUGUACUCAGAAAGGAAUAUUAAUCCCCACUGUUGUUGUGAUAAAUAUACUGUUACAUUAGGAUUUGUUAGUAAGGCUCUAAAAAUAACCCCUGACGCUUUUAGUGUAGUUAAAGAUGUCUACUCCAGCUAGAAGGCGACUCAUGCGAGAUUUUAAGCGGCUCCAGGAGGAUCCGCCAGCCGGCGUUAGUGGAGCUCCAUCUGAGAACAACAUCAUGGUGUGGAAUGCAGUUAUAUUCGGUCCAGAGGGAACACCUUUUGAAGAUGGUACCUUCAAACUCACAGUUGAGUUCACAGAGGAAUAUCCAAACAAGCCCCCAACUGUGCGGUUUGUCUCAAAGAUGUUUCAUCCAAAUGUGUAUGCUGAUGGCAGUAUCUGCCUAGAUAUUCUUCAGAAUCGUUGGAGUCCAACUUACGAUGUUUCUUCUAUUCUGACAUCAAUUCAGUCACUUCUAGAUGAGCCCAAUCCCAACAGCCCCGCAAACAGCCAGGCAGCACAACUGUAUCAAGAAAAUAAACGAGAAUAUGAGAAACGGGUGUCAGCCAUUGUAGAGCAGAGCUGGAGGGACAGUUGACCACAUUCACAAAACCAUGUUCUCACUGAAGCUUUGUUUUCCUUUUGUUUGGCUCUGUUGUUGGAGGAUAGGUUAUCUAAUCUCCAUUUUUAAGUUUUUAUGCACUUUAUUCAUGCAAGAUUGUGAUUUUUUUUUUUUUUUUUUUUUUUUUUUUUCUUUCGUUUUAUUUCUCUCCCACAUUUUUGCCUGGGCUGAUUUUCAGCUCACAUUAAGAUCGCUGAGAGGGGAAAUACCCCCGGUGUAUAAGGCUUGACUAAUUUUGCAUCCGGCAUGAUAAUGCAGUAAUUGUCCAUUUUUACAAAAUGCAUUUGCAAAAAAAACAUAUUAUGGAUGAUUCAAUCAAGGUGUUCUAAUCUGGUUACAUAUGAUACAUUAAUAGACUUUAAUCUAAGUCAUAGUAAUGUUGAUGAAAAUGUUCUUGGUGCUUCAUUGUCAAUUUUAAUAUCAUGCCGUUAAAAGUGUCCUUUUAAUUUGUUUUGCUUCCAUUUUUUUCCUGGAUUCGUUAUGCUGAUUUAGUCACGACUCUUCUUGGCUCUGCCAGAGGAUGGUUGGCAUGUUACCACAAGAGUGGUAAGAAUCUCUAGUACGCACUGAAAACACAUUCAAUGUUGGCAGACAGAUGUGAGGGUUUAUAUAAAUGGUCGAAAUAUGUUGACACAAAAUGGCAAUAUGUGUGGAGUAUAAUAUAUAUAUAUAUUUACUAGUUGAAAAAAAAAAGAGAUUUUGCUGGAAUUACUCAAAUGUCACAAAUAUCCUUUAAAAUACUAUUGAGAUUUACAUUAAUUGCAGUUAUUUACUGUUCAUGGCUUGCAUCACAAGUCCAAUCAAUCAAGUCAAAUAAUGUCUUCAGGUCUUUUUCCAAACCCAUGUAUUCCCUGUUACAUGCAUGAAUGGCCGAGCGUGUCCUUUCCUCUACUAAUCUUGUAUAUACAAAAUUUUGUGUACAGAUUUUGCACUGGUUGGCAGUCUCAUUUUCCAGCACUUGUAAAUAGGCUACUUGAAUAAAAGGCGAAACUAC